Frankliniella occidentalis (western flower thrips) is the source of this 481-nucleotide messenger RNA. RefSeq lists its product as uncharacterized. Bases 1 to 456 code for a protein of 151 amino acids. The record is from RefSeq and is a predicted model, not a curated record. The transcript has 4 exons. NCBI's taxonomy places the organism in Eukaryota, Metazoa, Arthropoda, Insecta, Thysanoptera, Thripidae.
AUGUUAAGUUACGGACCCCUGGCGAUUCCGCCGACUUUAACUGCUCAAAAGUACCCGUUCUCAGGUGGACUAAAUUCCAGGACUCCGGCCACGCAUUCUACUACCAAAAGACUACUCGUAGCCAGCUUCGCGGAAUUUAGUCCACCUAGAAGGCUGAGCAGUGGCGUAGCAAAGACUCCGGCCACGCAUUCUACUACUGAAAGACUACUCGUAGCCAGCUCCGUGGAAUUUAGUCCACCUAGGUGGCUGAGCAGUGGCGUAGCAAAGACUCCGGCCAAGCAUUCUUCUACCAAAAGACUACUCGUAGCCAGCUUCGCGGAAUUUAGUCCACCUAGGUGGCUGAGCAGUGGCGUAGCAAAGACUCCGGCCACGCAUUCUACUACUGAAAGACUUCUCGUAGCCAGCUUCGCGGAAUGUAGUCCACCUAGGUGGCUGAGCAGUGGCGUAGCAAAGUAAGUAGCCGUAUUCCGAUUCUGUCGAC